Molecule: messenger RNA, 851 nt
Organism: Telopea speciosissima
Lineage: Eukaryota; Viridiplantae; Streptophyta; Magnoliopsida; Proteales; Proteaceae
Product: glutamate decarboxylase-like
Exons: 5
Biological process (GO): L-glutamate catabolic process
Cellular component (GO): cytosol
Molecular function (GO): pyridoxal phosphate binding; glutamate decarboxylase activity
Source: RefSeq, a predicted model, not a curated record
AUGUCUCAACAAUUGGAUUGGUGUUCAGAGGUCUGCUGGAAGAAAUUUGCAAGGUAUUUUGAAGUUGAGCUGAAGGAGGUGAAGCUUAGGGAAGGCUACUAUGGGAUGGACCCUGAUAAAGCUGUCGAAAUGGUUGAUGAGAACACCAUCUGUGUCACUGCAAUUUUGGGUUCGACCCUUAACGGAGAGUUCGAAGAUGUCAAGCGAUUGAAUGACCUCUUGGUAGAAAAGAACAAACAAACAGGAUGGGAUGCCCCAAUUCAUGUUGAUGAAGCUACUGGUGGAUUCAUUGCACCAUUCCUUUACCCAGAGCUUGAAUGGGACUUCCGUUUGCCGUUGGUUAAGAGCAUCAACGUUAGUGGCCACAAAUACGGUCUUGUCUAUGCCGGUAUUGGGUGGGUCAUCGAAGACUUGCCUGAGGAACUCAUUUUCCACAUCAAUUACCUUGGGACUGAUCAACCCACCUUCACCCUCAACUUCUCUAAAGGUUCUAGUCCAGUGAAUGCUCAAUAUUAUCAACUAAUUCGUUUGGGUUAUGAGGUGAGUAAUGAGUGUAUUACUAAUGCAACCCUAGUUUUGAACUGGGCAAAUAAGGUAAUAGUAUAUUACUUUCUGAACAAACACUAAGAACUCUUGGGUAUGUAAUUAUAUGUUCAAGGCUACAAGAAUGUCAUGGAGAGCUGUAGGGAAAAUAUGAUAGUGCCAAGAGAAGUAUUGGAGAAGACAGGGAGGUUCAACAUCGUCUCAAAGGACAAUGGUGUCCCACUUGUGGCUUCUCUCUUGAGGACAACAAACCGUACAAUGAGUUUUAGAUUUCAAACAUGUUGACAAGGUUUGGGUGGAUUGUGCCG